This is a messenger RNA of Tetrahymena thermophila SB210, 1431 nucleotides long. RefSeq names its product O-phosphoseryl-tRNA(Sec) selenium transferase. NCBI's taxonomy places the organism in Eukaryota, Ciliophora, Oligohymenophorea, Hymenostomatida, Tetrahymenidae. The record is from RefSeq and is a predicted model, not a curated record. The transcript has 2 exons. Gene Ontology annotation, molecular function: O-phosphoseryl-tRNA(Sec) selenium transferase activity; tRNA binding. Gene Ontology annotation, biological process: selenocysteine incorporation; conversion of seryl-tRNAsec to selenocys-tRNAsec.
AUGAAUUCUUAAAAUUUGUAAUUGGCUAGCUAGAUAAUUAGCAAAAGUUAUAUUGAUUUAUCUUCUUAAGCAUUAAAUACAAGAUAAAACUUAAUAAAAGUUCUGUUAUCUCAAAGAUGCUUACCUGAUGAUGGAUGGGACGAUUUAAGCAUUGAACACUUUUUAUAAGAGCUUGCUAUGAUGGAUACAAAUAACUUUCCAAAUAAAAUGGGAGUUGGAGAAAGAGAAGGUAGAGUAUUUAGCGAACUCGUUAAUAAAAGACACUAUUACAUGGCACAUGGUAUUGGUAGAAGUGGAGAUAUUAGCGCAGAAUAACCUAAAGCUGCAGGUUCUUCGCUUCUACUCAAGUUAACAGAGUAUUUAGUAAAAGAUACCUUAAAAAUAUGUGGAUAUUAAAGCAUAAAAAGUGUUUUGAUAGUCCCUUUAGCUACUGGAAUGGCCCUUAGUUUAGUCUUAAGCUCCUUAAGAGGUAAUAAUUUUAAGAAAAGGUAUGUCAUAUGGCCAAGGAUUGAUCAAAAAACGUGUUUAAAAUGCAUUUACACUAGUGGUUUAGAACCUUUGGUUAUUGAAAAUAUUUAAAAAGAAGAUAAACUUACUACAAACAUAGAAGAAAUAGAAAAAGUAAUUAAAGAGAAGUAAGAUGAAAUUUUAUGUGUACUAUCUACUACUUCUUGUUUUGCUCCAAGAAUACCUGACGAUAUAGAAAAAAUAGCUUAACUCUGUGCCAAAUAUAAUAUUGGACAUGUUGUUAACAAUGCAUAUGGAUUGCAAUGCACUAAAAUUGCUAAUAGUGUUAAUAUGGGAAUUAAAAAUGGUAGAGUGGAUUGCUUAAUUUCUUCCACUGACAAAAACCUAAUGGUACCAGUUGGUGGUGCUUUUAUAUAUUCACACAGUGAGAAGGUAAUACAAGAAAUAAAUCAAUUAUAUCCAGGAAGAGCAAGUGCUGGACCUAUUUUAGAUGUUUUUAUUACUCUGCUUUCUAUGGGGAAAAAAGGACUUAAAGAUUUGCUUUCUUAAAGAAAAGAAAAUUUAUAAUAUUUGAAGGAUUGUUUAUAAAAAUUUGCAGAACGUCACUCUGAAAGACUUUUAGAUAUUAAAGAAAAUACAAUUAGUUUAGCUUUAACCCUAACAACUAUGAAGGAACAAAUAAUCUUAGAAAAAGAACAAGAAAAUGAAAAAGAUAUUACUUCUCUAGGAGGUAUACUAUAUAGUAAAAGAGUAAUGGGAAGCAGAAUUUUGAGUAACUAGACUAAAAGUGUUUGUGGAAUUAAGUUUAAAAACUAUGGCUCUCACUCAGACUCCUUCACAUAUUUACCAUACAUGACUAUAGCUUGUGCAAUUGGUAUGGAAAAAAAAGAAAUUGAUCAAUUUUUAUUAAAAUUAGAAGAUUCUUUCUAAGAGCUUAAAAAAAAAAAGGUUGACAAAUAAUGA